AUGGCGUACUAUUGGCUCGUUAUAGCGUUCUCUUGUUUCGGUGGCGUCAGACUACAGUACAUAAACGGCGGAGACGCGAGCGAAGCUAACCCACCCAACAACUACCACAAUUCGCCGCUGCCCCACACAAACUACUUCAACAUUCCCGCGCGCAACGACUUUGAGUACACCAAAGAUAUACCGAUACCGGCCUUCGAUCAGUUCUACCACAGCGGCGAGGGUCAGAGCUUCGACCUGAAGCGCAACCGCCGCACGAUAGACGGGAACGGUGCCGAGGCGGCAGAUAAUUUCUAUUUGCCGCGCUACGAGGGCGACUUGGCGAGAUUCAUCCAAAACCUGUCACCUAUCUCGAACAUGGGGGAAGACAACUCGACGGACGGGAACUACGAGAAGGGCCUUGAGAAGAGGAACUUCAGCCCUUGGGGAGGCAAGCGGGACGCGGCGAGCCUCCAGCACGUGUGGACGUGGAAGCGGGCGGCGAACACACGAGAGCCGAACAUGCCGAAGAGGGUGCGAUUCAGCCCGUGGGGGGGCAAGCGGAGCGAGCAGAUCAUCUACAAGUCCGGCACGAAGGGCGCGAAGGUCAUCUUCGCCACGUCCGUGCCGGAGCUGACGCGAAUAGUCACGAACUACUCGCCGAACGGGGGGCGAAUGGACUUAAGGGGAUUCCAGUUCGUGCCCGCUCGGGACAAGCGCCAUCCUAUCGAGAUCCUGGCGCUCAGCGCGAACGACGAGCGCACGCUGAGGGAGGCGCUGCCGUACAGAGCUUUCGUCGAGAGCAUACCGAAGUUCUUCAAGCCGGGCCACACGUACACAGACGUCGCCUUAAAGACCGACGGCAAGAGAAAGGUGAAGUUCAGCGCGUGGGGGGGGAAGAGGUCCCCGCCGAUAAUCGGCCCCAUAUGGACCCCCGCACCGCAGAACGUCAAGGAGUCGACGUUAGACACCAUCCUAGUCAUCAGGAACAACCCUGAACGCGACCAUGUGAUAACCAGAGAGCAU
Iphiclides podalirius (scarce swallowtail) is the source of this 1002-nucleotide messenger RNA. The record is from the annotation of a GenBank genome assembly. NCBI's taxonomy places the organism in Eukaryota, Metazoa, Arthropoda, Insecta, Lepidoptera, Papilionidae.